AGCAGAUCAUCAGCCGGCGCUGCUAGAGAGCGAUGUAGCAGAGUGAAGGGGUUUUAUCCUCCCAGUGUGUGUGUGUGGAUCCAAGCAGCUUGCAGACAGGUGGCCGACAGGUAACCUGGACUUCGCCUCUCGCCAUCCCCCAUCCCACAAAGUGUUUUUUUUUCUCUUAAAACAAUUUCGCGGAUUCCGGGAAAGAAAAACGGAGCGUGAUGUUGGCCGAGUCUUUCAACCAUUCCAGCUGGGAAGAUGUCAACGACACCUCGGUUAACGGCUCGGCCGCGUCUUUGAACAUCAGGUCGAGCCAGGUGCUGACUUCGGCUGCUAUGUUCGCCGUCGGGGUGGUGGGGAACCUGAUCGCCAUCGUGGUGCUGUGCGUCUCCAAGAAGGAGCAGAAGGAGACCACCUUCUACACCUUGGUGUGCGGGCUGGCGGUCACCGACCUGCUGGGCACCUGCUGCACCAGCCCCGUGGUGAUCGCCACCUACCUGACCCAGCAGUGGCCGGGGGGACAACCGCUCUGCCACUUCUUCUCCUUCUCCAUGCUCUUCUUCGGCUCGGCGGGCAUGACCAUCAUGUGCACCAUGUCCAUCGAGCGCUAUCUGGCCAUCAACCACGCUUUCUUCUACGGCCGCUACAUCGACAAGGGACUGGCCAGGCUUGCUCUGAUGGGAAUCUACUUGCUCAAUCUGGUCUUCUGCAUCCUGCCCUUCUUCGGCUUGGGGAGCAACGCCCGGCAUUUCCCCGGGACCUGGUGCUUCCUGGACUGGAGGGCCAACAGCACGGUGGGGGCUACCUACUCCUACAUGUACGGGGGCUUCAGCGCCCUCCUGAUCCUGGUGACAGUGCUGUGCAACCUCAGCGUGUGCGGCACCUUGAUCAGUAUGAGGAAGAGGUCGGUGGGUAGAGGCGAUGCCGCCGCCACGGGGAGCUCCAGAGGCCGUCGCUUCCCGAGUCUCGCCGCGUCCGCCGCCGAGAUGCAGAUGUUUUGGCUGCUGGUUUUCAUGACCAUCGUCUUCUUGGUCUGCUCCAUCCCUCUGGUGAUACGUAUUUUCAUCAAUCAGCUGUAUGGGCCUGCUCAAAUCCUAGCUGGGGAGGACCUGGACUACCGCAGUGACCUUCUGGCCAUCCGUUUUGCUUCAUUCAAUCCGAUCCUGGAUCCUUGGGUGUACAUCCUGUGCCGGAAGAAGCUACUCACCAUGGGUUGCGAGCGGUUGAAGAGAACAGUCGGCGCUGCAAAGGACAGUCAAGCACGCAGGGUGGGCUGGGUCAGCAGUCAGCAGACACCACUCUCAUACACCAACAGCAUAGGCGCCAGCUACGCUUCACUCCGAGCAAAAGACAAAACCAAACCGCUGCACAGAGAAGACAGCCAGGGGGCCGAUGCCAUGACUCACUCUUUCACAGACUUUACAAACCAGCAAGCAUGGGGAACUGUGCCUCAUCCUUUCAGCAUUCCCCAUGAGAACCAUGCCUGCCACACCAGGACUCAUUUUGAGACUUCUCAGCAGACCAAAGCCAUCCUAUGCACAGUCCUGCAGGAAUCCAUGAUACCAGAUGUCAGAGCACAGAAUAACAUUAUUCUGAGUGAGGAUAGAAGAACAUUUAACAUUUUGAACUGUAGUUUCAGCACACCUUCAUCAUGUACAUCAGAAAAGUCUAUUUAAAAAAAUAGAUAUUUUAUAUAAACCAUUUAUUUAUAGACUUUGAAACAAGAGUCAGUCUCAUUUGUAGAAAUUGUUGUUGUACUUUUCAUUGAAUGGUGUCCUGAACAUUGAAACAAAACUAUCUGGAUGUACCAACAAUAUUAAUUCUCAUAAUGAAUCUUGGUGCCCUGUUCUAUCAUGCACUUGAAUCGAUCAUAUUUAUAGCUGCAGUGUAACUCAGAUUAAUAGCAAUUAAGGUUCAAUUUUAACUUGUAUUGUCGGACAUUUUUGAUGUGGAGCUGACCUUAAAUUGGAGCCAUUAGUCCCACCUUCACAUUAACCUUGGCAAUACAACCGGAGUCACUAUGAAAGAUAGUCACUGGUCAACACUGUCAGUAUCCGCUUGCUUUUACACUCUAUCUAAUUGCAUUACACAAUUUGGGGACUGAUAAUGUCUAAUAUAGUUUUGCAAUUUGACACCUGCCUGACAGACAUGGAACAAGGCAAACUAAGUUUGACAUCAUAUUUAUGAGAAUUGGAGCACAUUAACAUUAUGAGCCUUUGCUACCAUAAAACUCCAUCCAUCUAUUUUGUUCUUCUCUUUCUACCAGCGAUUUUAACAAACCUCAAUUGAACCAGUCUUAUGUGGCUCCUUCAUAGCUUGUUCAUCCAGUGUUAAUGAGCUCCAAAAUUGGCAUAGCUUUCAGUUCAAAACAAGUCUUACCAAAAAUUAAGAUCAUCCCCAUUAUGUUUUAUUUUGAAAAAGCUAGGUUUUCAUUAAUGUUCAAAAAUAAAAUCCUUAAGAUUAACUAAUAUUCUCAUACAUCAUUCAUCGGAUCACAGAGGUAACAAAGCUAAAUUAAAUGGGGUAGUUUUAUAAUAUUGUCAUCUUAAUAAUGUGACAUUUAAUAACAACUUGUCUGGGAAGAGUGAAAGAUACUUAAAGGUAGCACAAAACUAGUAUAUUCUCAACAAACUCAACUAGAACAAAACUAGUAUAUUGUCAACAAACUCAACAGCGAUAAGACAUAAUUCCUCCUCAUAGGCUCCAAAGCCACACUCAGCAAAAUCAAUAACCCCACUCUCACGAUCGACGGCACCACUGUCUCCCCAUCUCCCCAGGCCCGCAACCUUGGUGUGAUAUUUGAUUCCACCCUCUCUCUUGAGCCUCACAUCCGCCAUGUCAUUAAAACCUCCUUCUUUCAUCUCAGCAACAUUGCCAAACUCAGACCCUCUCUCACACUUCCUGCUGCUGAAAGACUCAUCCAUGCCUUCAUCUCCUCCUGACUGGACUAUUGCAACUCACUUCUCCUUGGCAUCAGCUCCACCUACAUCAACCGACUCCAACUGGUCCAGAACGCAGCCGCCCGACUCAUCACCCACACCAAAUCCUGGCAUCACAUCACUCCAGUCCUCAAACAACUUCACUGGCUUCCCAUCUCCCACCGGAUCACCUACAAAAUCCUGAUCCUCACUUACAAAGCCCUCCACCAUCUGGCCCCCCCAUAUCUCACUGACCUCCUCUCCCCCUACCAACCCUCACGGUCCCUCAGAUCCACAUCAGCCGGUCUCCUCUCCAUCCACAAGUCCAACCUCCGCAGUUUUGGGGACAGAGCCUUCUCCAGGGCAGCUCCCAGGCUCUGGAACUCCCUCCCCCAACUGAUCCACAAUUCCGUGUCUCUCACCAUCUUCCAGUCCCGCCUCAAGACCCAUCUCUUCACCUCUGCCUAUCCUUAGCCCCACGUCCCCCUCCCUUUUCAUCUGUGCAUUAAUUGCCUCAUAUUGUGUUUUGAAUUGAAUUCUCUUUACUUUGUGUACUAGUCAUGUCUCUACUAUUUAUUUCAUUCCCCUUACAUAUUUUUCCUCUACCUGCUAAAUUUUUGUAAGAUGUCCUUGAGACUCUUGAAAGGCGCCCAUAAAUAAAAUGUAUUAUUAUUAUUAUAUAAGCACGAGCCAGCCCUUGUCAGAAACUGGCACCAAUGUAUUAGAUGAACACCACCAAGCCUUACCAGAACAUGGCAGCAUUACUGUAUUUAAUCACUGCUAUGCCUAAUGAGUGACUGGCAAUGCACCACCUUCUAAACUCUAUCGAGAGCAUGAAUGUUAACCUGUUCUACAAUCAAGUGGCACAGCUGACUUGCUGCAUGUUUUAAUAUUUUUUGCUACUUUUCAGAUUUCCAGUAUUUGUACUUAUUUAUAUUUCUGAAAGGUAGUCA
Messenger RNA from Leucoraja erinaceus (little skate), 3859 nucleotides. It is a transcript of the gene ptger4c, whose product is annotated as prostaglandin E receptor 4 (subtype EP4) c. The transcript is spliced from 2 exons. The coding region runs from base 210 to 1664 and encodes 484 amino acids. The record is from RefSeq and is a predicted model, not a curated record. Gene Ontology annotation, biological process: cellular response to prostaglandin E stimulus; negative regulation of inflammatory response; adenylate cyclase-activating G protein-coupled receptor signaling pathway. Gene Ontology annotation, molecular function: prostaglandin E receptor activity. Gene Ontology annotation, cellular component: plasma membrane. Lineage: Eukaryota; Metazoa; Chordata; Chondrichthyes; Rajiformes; Rajidae.